Saimiri boliviensis boliviensis (Bolivian squirrel monkey) is the source of this 1064-nucleotide messenger RNA. Lineage: Eukaryota; Metazoa; Chordata; Mammalia; Primates; Cebidae. The record is from RefSeq and is a predicted model, not a curated record.
CCCAGUGAUAUUAUUCAGCCAACAAAAACAUUAUCUGUAGAAACUGUGGCAAAUGUGGUCAUUUAUCAAAAAACUGCCCCUUACCACCAAAAGUUCGUGGCUGCUUCCUGUACUCUGAGAAAGGACACCUCCUAUAUGCCUGUCCAGCCCCACUUUGCGAAUACUGUCCUGUGCCUAAGAUGUUGGACCACUCAUGUAUUUUCAGACGUUCCUGGGAUAAACAGUGUGACCGAUGUCAUAUGCUAGGCCACUAUACAGUCGCUUGCACAGAAAUCUGGAGGCAGUAUCACCUAACAACCAAACCUGGACCACCCAAAAAGCCGAAGACCCCUUCAAGACCAUCAGCCUUAGCAUAUUGCUAUCACUGCACGCAGAAAGGCCAUUAUGGACACGAAUGUCUAGAAAGAGAAGUGUAUGAUCCCUCUCCAGUAUCUCGAUUCAUCUGCCACUGUGAUGACAAAUAUGAAAUUCAGGAGAGAGAAAAGAGACUAAAACAAAAAAUAAAAGUCCUAAAGAAAAACAAGGAUUUCCCAGAGCCAUCCAUGCUGCCUUACAUAGAAGGAGCAAAUGACAACCUCUACCAUGAUACAAGAAAGGGUCAUGCCUCGAGGAAAAGCAACAGGUGGCCUCAAGAAAAUAAAGACACACAAAAAGAAAUGAAGAACAAGAAUAGAAACUGGGGGAAGCACAAGAGGGCUGACAGACAUCGUGAAGUGAAUGAAGAUUAUCCCAGGGGCCCCAAAACCUACUCCUCUCCUGGCAGUUUUAAAACCCAGAAGCCUUCCAGACCCUUUCACCAUUCAUCAUAUUACCACACAUCAAGAGAAGACAAGUAUCCCAAGGAGGGCAAGAGGGGCAAGCAGAAAAAAAAGGAGAAGUGUUUGGAAGAUGAUGACAAUGAUAAUUUAUUUCUUAUUAAGCAGAGGGAAAAAAAGUCUUAUGCUUUGAGGCAGCCUCUGAUGUGGCUUUCCGUUGUUCAUUUGGCCUGUGUGUCUAUAACCUUUUGGCAGUGUGUUUAUUAUCUUGGAUUAAAUAAAUGUCUUCCUACGAUACGAGUCAAAUGA